Colletotrichum destructivum is the source of this 2966-nucleotide messenger RNA. RefSeq lists its product as uncharacterized. The transcript has a single exon. The record is from RefSeq and is a predicted model, not a curated record. NCBI's taxonomy places the organism in Eukaryota, Fungi, Ascomycota, Sordariomycetes, Glomerellales, Glomerellaceae. Bases 2460 to 2846 code for a protein of 128 amino acids.
UCCUCCACCCUCUCAUGAUCUCAUCUCAGUCCAGCCGAACGAAUAGAGGUUGGCAGGCUGGAGACUGGUUUCCGACUAAUACCACCGCAUCGGCUCCAUCGAGAUCAAAUCCGAUAAAGCUACCCGCCAGGCCAUCAACCCCCCUCCCCUCCAGUCUUCUUGGCAUUGAUCUCAUCGCGUCCGCGGUGCGUGAAUUUCUCUUUCCAGGUGCUCUGUAGUCUAGAUAACCGGCCAUGUUCGACGCCCGCACUUGUGGCCCUGGGACCCAUGGUGUUGGUGGCAUAUUUCCGAAUCGGCCAAUGCGGCCUGUAUGCCCUCUGCCGCAUCCCCGCCGUUUCGUUAGGGCCAAGACGAUGGCGAGCGACGCCGGGGCAGCUCCUCGUCAGCAAAAGAGUCUCCCUCCACGUACUUGUGCCUCACAACCUGGCGACCUGGCGACCUGGACCCCUAGAGUCCUCGUCGUAGACGGGCCAAGUCGUCCAGAUGACUCUCGAUCCCUGCCGAUCACCGUUGCCAACCCGGGCCACUCUUGUAUACGGGGCGCCAGGAGAUGCCGAUCGAACAGGAGACUGUGGCAAAGGCUCAACGGUUGAUGGUAGAAAAAAAGGGGGCUCAUUACAUCAGGCCCGUCUCGAGCGCUUGGCACGUAGGGGAUUUGUGAGCAAACUCGCUUCGUAAAGAGGUUCGAUGCCCAGACUGCGCGGGCGCGUCAGAAACCAAACAGGACAAACUCAUAUAGCACGCGGUCAAACAAUCAAUGCUUCAAAGGUGUUCACCAGCACGACUGUUCCGCUCAGUCUGCCCCCUCCCCCCUAAAGCAGAGUAGUCGGAGACACAAAAGCCCCCCAAGUUACCUCGUCCAGACAAACUCGCCCAGAGCUACCAGCGUUUCCCGCGUCUGCAACCAGCUACAUCGCGGCAGACGAAAGACUCCCGUGACGGCCGUGACAGUGGCCAUGACCGGGGCUGGGGCUCGAGUCGCACUCGGGCACGGGCACGAGGGUUUGCAGGAUGUCAACACGUUAUUUGCACGCGUGCGUCGGGAGGUGAUCGCGGGCUUCCGCAUGGGAACCUUGGCUCGUGGAGCGGCUCGAGACGACGUAGGUGAGUUGCAGUUCGAUGUCCCCUCUGACCGUGGUUCUGGGUUGAAUUCGAGGCGGCCAGACGAUCUGUCUUGAGUCCUCGAGAGAUGACGGGAGGUAUGUUUGUUCGCCUUGCUGCCUUAAGUGGAAGGAAGGGCCGCCUCGUCUCCGUCACUCGAGUAGUCACGAACUCGAGUUGUAUUAUCGCCCGUCACCUAGAAAGCCGUUGCCGGAUCGUGUCAUCUUCGAGAGACUACUGCUUGGGAUGUCGUCAACCGGCGUUUGCUCUCAGGCACCGCCUCGCGAGGACUACAACUUGACGUUGUCGCAUCGGUCCUGCUCUCCAGUUCCAGCAAUAUGGGCUGUACACGCCAAAACACAUUCCGCCUUGCCGCUGUGGUGUGUUUAAACGAACGGUCACGCUCUGACGUUACUGACCGCGACCGAGGGAACCCCAAUAGGUCAUGCUGGUUGGCGUCUCGUCCUCAAGUAGUCGAGUCCCAAACGCUGAAUAACUGUGGCUUGUAUCUUGGGAGCUCACAAUCUCCCCCGGGGCCCCUUGCCGCGAGGGACUAUCCAUCUUCAGGCAAGGUCACCAGCCUCACUGACCCUGCUGGGCAAGCCAACGGAAAGGCUUUUCCUUUGCCCUAGAAACCCCCCUCAUGGUCCAGAAGCCUCCCUCGAGAAACAGCACAGACUCUCAACCCGUGAACCGUCUAGAAAGUGCUGCUAGUUGGGCAACCUGGGGUCACGCGUGUCUGGCUCAGGCCAGAGGCAGCAACAUCCGCCUCGGAAAAGGUCUGCUGAGGUUGCAAUCCCCUGAGCCAGUGCGUCAGUUAUCGGUCCCAUGAAUCGCAACAAUCACAACCAUCGCGGCCGCGCCCAUUCGGUAGCGUCAUUCUCUUCCCCUCGGAAAGCGUUUGCAGUGUGUCUCGAGACAGCCACUCGGCAUCCUCUGAGGCAUCGCCGUGGUCCCUGUCCGUAAUUGCCUACUGUUGUCCGCCAGCUCUGUCGCGGCCUCUGAUUCCUUAGCUCGUGGUAUCGACUGGGUGAACAGACAGUAUGAGGACAGCACGCCCUAUGAUGUCACUGGACUACUCUCAGAAAAGCACGAAUAGCAGAGAGAAAGAAAGAGGGACUGGAAUCACCAGUCGAUACUCAGGUUGGACAUAUGUCUCCUGCAUCAGACCGUGAGACGGAAGACUCUAUGAACCUACCUAACGAUGGUCUUGCUAACCAGCAAAGUUUGCUAUGUCGAGCAGCUUUCGAGCAGCGUCUGGCAGGCUCUAGAUCCUAUAAACGUCGUGAGAUACAUCAUUCGGGGAGGACCGUAGGUAGAACCGCGAAACCGCUUGGCCUUCACGCUCGUCGGCAUGCAUGACGGGAGUGGUCGACCGUCGGCGGGUCAUCCGCAUGCUUGCUUCCCUUGCUCAGUCCCAGGCCGACCACCUCCGCCGGGAUCGGAUACUCGCUGCCAACGCCAACCGGCGACGAAGCCAGCCUGCCGGCGGACGACCCGCCCCGCAAAAACCGGAUCGACGCCGAAACUCUCCGGCCGCCGGCGGACGAGCGUGGGUUACCGGGUCGCGUGCACCCGCGCGCACUCUUGACCCAUCGGGUAGCAUCCUGUCUUCCUCACCACCCAUCGCCACAGCCACGCUCGGGAUAGACCGCGUCGUCACCUCGCACGGCAUGAGAAGCUCCAAGAAAGGCGUUACGCCCCCGUCGGAAACCCAACCCCCUCCCUCCGCCUCACCCGGCUGACCGCCUCGCAUAUUUUCCCUUCCGCAGCCGCAUACGGCGUGACAUCCCAUCCAUCGGGUUCGGACGCGGUGACACCUGUGCUCCUCUUGCCCUCCCCACCCCGUCUUUUUUUCGUCCCAC